Messenger RNA from Orycteropus afer afer, 732 nucleotides. The record is from RefSeq and is a predicted model, not a curated record. NCBI's taxonomy places the organism in Eukaryota, Metazoa, Chordata, Mammalia, Tubulidentata, Orycteropodidae.
AUGGCCAGCACUGGCUCAAGCCCAGGAACUGGAGAUGAAGACGCCGCCAAUGCAGAAUCCAAAAUGUGCCGAGAAGCUAGAGACCUCUCUCAAAACUUCUCCUUAUAUGCUGGAAGCAGGCCACACCCCGAAGGAGCAUUGAUCUUCUUUCUACAAGUAGUUCAUUAUAGCCAGAAGCAGAUCAUCCUCCACCACUUUGAUAUCUAUGUUGUUGACCUCUCCAAGAGUCCUUUCACUCAGGUAAAAGUGUUUGCUCAGCCCAUGGAUGCUGGUUUUUCAUGUAGUCACAGUAUCAGUACCAGCCUCUCCAUGAUUGAAAACAUGAUGCCCAAUGCAAACCCCACUGUUGCUCCUCAGGUUUCCUGUGCGCUGGGGAACUUGAACGUGAGUGCUGAAAAUCAGGGCCAGAUUAAGAUGUACAUCAACCAAGUGUGUCGCGAGACUGUGUCUCGUUGCCACAACUCAUUUCUGCAGCAGGCAGGAUUAAAUUUGUUAAUAAGCAUGACAGCUAUUAAUAACAUGCUUGCCAAGUCCCUUUCAGGCUUGAAGUUUCCUUUGGUAGUGGAGGGAAGUGGACAUGCUAAGACUCAGGUGUUGAAACCGCUAAUAGGCUUGUCUGAAAAGCCAGCCUUGGCAGGGGGGUUGCUCGGGGCCCACGUGCUGUUGUCAUUCAUUCCCCUCUUUAUCAGAAAUGGAAACAGAGAGAUUCUCCUGGACGUCCUGGCCCCUUAA